AUGGAGGAUAUCAUACAAGACAAGAGACAUUUCAAACAGACAAAGAUUGGCUGGGUCAAACCAUCACUGGCCCAACUGAAGGAGACCAAGGGAAAAGGUGAGGAUCCUGGAGCUGCUGGAAAGGAAGGAAAGGAUGCAAAGAAUGAUGAGCUACCAAUCCCGAAGCACCGAAGCCCUGAGAAGGAAGUGAAGUCUGCACCAGCGAAAGCCAAGAAAGACUGGCGAAUCGAGGUACGAAAGCGCUUGACCGGAAAACUUCGUGGGUAUGGCACACACGCCCUGGUGGAGUCCUUGUCUUUGCACCUCCGUGUAGCAGCUGGGUAUUCCUGUCACGAUCGGCCGAUCAGCUUGAAGCUUCUGAGGGAAGCUCUUGCCAGGAGUCACCAGCCCACCCUGGUCAAGAAGACUAUUAACAAACGCACUGGUGAAGCCCAGGUCACAGGGCAGAAAGGUGGCCUAGCUAAGUCUGCCAACUACCCACUGCAGUUCGGUCUAGCAGUGGCAGGGUUGGAGAUUGAAGUUGCCGAUUCUGAUCCCAAUGAAUUUGAUCAUGGUGCUAUCGAUGAUCUUAUCAAAGGGCGCAAACAUGCUGCAUGGCGCUUCUUGUGA
This is a messenger RNA of Cladocopium goreaui, 609 nucleotides long. The record is from the annotation of a GenBank genome assembly. NCBI's taxonomy places the organism in Eukaryota, Dinophyceae, Suessiales, Symbiodiniaceae.